UUGAUAUUAAAAGUGAAACACAAUGUCCGUAGUGAGGAAAACAAAGAUCGUCACAGAACCUUAACUUCUGCUGCCGAAGGAAACGAUGUCGUUUUGGUCUCUCGUUCUUCCAUCCUCUCCUUCUCUGUCUGCUAACCUCGUUAAGCCUCAUAAUGGCUACGGAAGGCUCGAUCGUUACCUCGUUCGAGCUUCUUCUUCCGAUGUUCCAGAUUUCCUCUCUGCGGAUUGGUUGGAGAGUCGUAGGAAACGUCCUUUUGGCCCCAGACUUGAUUUUAGUGCGGAAGAUGCUGUUCGACAUCAGCUUGAUGCAUUGAAGUAUAACGACCAUCCUCGUUAUGAUUAUGGCAUCGAGGUCAUGUAUCGGUUUGCUGGAUUCGACCCGUUUGAGAGAUCCACCUACUUCGGUCCUUUCUUUGAUCUAGGACAGUUUGAAAGGUUUCGGCGUAUUUUUCACCACUCGUCUUACCGUGUGUUGCUUGGCCACAAGGAUAGAAAGAUCUUAAGCAGUUUACUCGUUGAAGAGAACCGUUUCAAGCAGAGGAUUUGGAUUCAAGGAACUCGGCCUGAGGAAGAAGAGAUUUUUGAAUUCACUAUGUUCCAGCGGAUAGGCGGUUCAUGGGAUGGUUAUUGGUUGACGGAGAGCUUGCUUCAUGAUGGAGAUGUGUUUUCAGGAGGGAUGGCUUACUGAUUCAUUUCCUUUUCAGGUUAUCUAUAUUUCUUCGGUCAGAUCAUAUACGUAAAUAUUGAGACACAGCUCUGUAAGCUUAUGUUAAUAUUAUACGCAAUUAGUAACAUAUGUUUUUAUCUAAGCUGUGUUGUUAAACAAAACGGAUAUAGGAAAUAUCAUCUCACCUCCGCACAAACCAUUCUCUUCUCUGUUCAUAAAAUUUUGGUAUCAA
This is a messenger RNA of Brassica rapa (field mustard), 899 nucleotides long. RefSeq lists its product as uncharacterized. NCBI's taxonomy places the organism in Eukaryota, Viridiplantae, Streptophyta, Magnoliopsida, Brassicales, Brassicaceae. The record is from RefSeq and is a predicted model, not a curated record.